Molecule: messenger RNA, 288 nt
Organism: Cavenderia fasciculata
Lineage: Eukaryota; Evosea; Eumycetozoa; Acytosteliales; Cavenderiaceae
Gene: dlcA
Product: cytoplasmic dynein light chain
Exons: 3
Coding region: 1-288 (95 amino acids)
Source: RefSeq, a predicted model, not a curated record
AUGACAGACUCUACAUUAAACGAAACAUCAAGUGUAUUUGAAGAUGUAAUGUCAAUCAUAAAGGAGGCAGUGGAUGCCUCUAUUCAAAAUGCAGUCUAUCAACACAAUAAAGUACCCCAAUGGACAUCAGCUGUUAUCGAAUAUACUCUUAAAAAGCUUCAAGAAACAAACUCUUCCUCUUCUUCAUCACCAUCAUCAUCAUCAUCAUUUAAAUAUAUUGGUAUGUCUCAAAUAUUAAAUAAUCAAGCGACAAGCGAUUAUGGGAAAACAAAUCAAUGUAUUGUAUAG